Messenger RNA from Saccostrea echinata, 939 nucleotides. RefSeq lists its product as uncharacterized. The record is from RefSeq and is a predicted model, not a curated record. The transcript has 3 exons. NCBI's taxonomy places the organism in Eukaryota, Metazoa, Mollusca, Bivalvia, Ostreida, Ostreidae. Bases 1 to 939 code for a protein of 312 amino acids.
AUGGACCACCUCCCCCGUGUAUCAGAGGUCCUGUUUACUGGUCUGUGUCGAAUGAUUGGAUCACCGACAGAAGUGGCCAUUAGGAGGGACGUGAAGGACAUAGUUGAUAUGAUGAUGAAACCUUUUUAUAGGCAAAUAGGAUUUGUACAGAUGAAAAGUGGUAGUUAUGGAGAGGGAUUUAGGCUUAGUUCAUCUGACCUGGAUAAAAUGUUUUGGUUUUGUAAUGAUAAACUAAUAACUGAUAUCUCUCAGGCUCGGGUUUAUAACACAUCAAAAUAUGAUAUUAUAUUAAUGGAAGAUUCUGACACACCACCAGGAUUUUGGGAUAUUCUAGUCCCAUUAGCCUUUGCAAUUGCAAAAAGUACUUCAUGCUGCACACAUAAAAGAGUAUACAUCUUAGAUAGAAUGAUUUGUAACAUGCUUAAACUUGCAGGAUGUUUAUGUCAUGUGUCUCAUUCACUAUAUCUAGCAUUAUAUUACUAUAGAACAAGGAGAUAUGAUAAGUCAUUGCAUAACACUUAUCUUACUAAACACAGAGUAUCGCAGCCCUAUGUCAUGAUUAUGAAAACUGUAGAUAGACAAAUAUAUAAUGAAGCUGUUAGUAAUCUCUCUUUGUCGAAAAAGAUGAAAACUGCAUGGGUAGAAAUGUUGUCUGUGUUACCUCACUACAGAUUAGGUAAUAGAUCUCAGUGUCUACAGUCAGUGACAGACCUGCAGACACUUCUGCUCUAUGAUGAUGGGAGAUGUAUUCCUCUAGAAACUAGAGACAUAUCCUGGCAAAUACUAGGCAUUUGCCAACAUCUUGUGGGAGACUUACACGGGGCGUUACGGUCUUUUGGAGAGUCGUGUAGACAGCAACCACACCAUAGAAUACAGGAAGCUAUAUAUAUUAGGAUAGGAUGUGUUCAACGAGAAUUACAUAGAAAUAGGCAAACAUAG